ACGGCGAGUGUUGUGCGACAACGGCUAAGUUGACGACACACGUGUGUACAGUUCACAGUCCGCUCGGCUCGGUGCUGUUGACGGAACAUGGCGAAGUUCUCCAAGAAGAAGGUGAACAGGAGGAAGGUGGAGGCGAGCGGCGAGGGGCCGGAGCAGGUGGUCCGCGACCCCGGCGAACAGCACGAGGGUCUGAACGAGGCAGAUGGACACGUCAGUGAGGAGCAGGAGGAGGACGAGGAGGAAGAGCAGGAGGACGAGGAGGAAGAGGAGGACGGCGGCGGCGACAAAGAUGAACGCAGACGCCAGAAGCUGCUGGAGGCCAUCAACGCGCUGGGCGGUAAGAGGCAGAAGAAGCUGGGGGAGAGAUCCGAGGCCGCCGUGCUCAUGUCGGAGUUCACGAUCAACGCGGAGGGGGAGGGGGAGCGAGUGGACCUGUCCGACCUCAUCGGCACCGUGGAGAAGAACCGCGCGGUCCCGGCCAAGACCCGGAAGCAGCUGAAGAACCUGCAGCAGAGCAAGCGCACAGUCGAGUGUCCCCUCAGCAAGCAGGAGACGGAGAGGAUCCAGAGAGACGUGUCUUUUCAGAAGGCAGCGAGCGAGGUGUCCCGGUGGAAAGGCAUCAUCAGACAGAACCAGAGGGCCGAGCAGCUGGUCUUCCCCCUCAACCAGGAGCCCGCUGGCCCCAAACCCAUGGAGAGGGUGGUGUCCGGCUGGAAGGCGCAAACGCCGUUGGAGCAGGAAGUGUUUGCCCUUCUGACUGCCAACAAGCAGCCGGUCCACGACCCCAUCCUGACCCCCACGGAGGAGGCUUCCCUGAGGGCCAUGAGCCUGGAGGAGGCCAAGAUCCGCCGCGCAGAGCUGCAGAAGGCCCGGGUCCUGCAGUCCUACUACGAGGCCAAGGCCCGGAGAGAGAGGAAGAUCAAGAGCAAGAAAUACCACAAAGUGCACAACAAGGCCAAGCGUAAAGAGUUCCUGAAACAGUUCGACGAGAUGGUGAAGACGGACCCGGCCACUGCCCUGGAGGAGCUGGACAAGAUGCAGACGGCCCGUAUGCAGGAGAGGAUGUCACUGAAGCAUCAGAACAGCGGCAAGUGGGCCAGGUCCAAGGCCCUCCUGGCCAAGUAUGACGAGGAUGCUCGCAAAGCAAUGCAGCAGCAGCUGGAGGUGAACAAGGAGCUGACCCAGAAGCUGGUGACAUCGCUGAAUAAUGAGCAAGAGGAGGAGGAGGAGGAGGAGGAAGAAGCAGGCCAUCCAGAGCUGAUGCCUGAUUUUGUAAAUGAUGCAGAGCGAGGGCUGGAUUCUUCAAAUCCCUGGAUGAGAGGAAAGCUCUCUGAAGAGCCCACAGAGAGCGAGAGGUGUGGCUCUUUGGAUCUCACAGAGGAGGCGUCUGGAGUGGGAGGGGGUACAGCUGAAGAAGAAGAGGAGGGGGAGGAGGAGGAGGAGGGGGAGGGAAAAGAAGAGGAAGCACUCCUCAGAGAGUUUGACCAGAGGAGGAAACUGCGUCAGGUCCAGGAGGCAGACACAGGCCCUGUACUGUCUGUGGAUGAUGAUGAGGGGAUGGUUGAGGAGGAUGAAGCUGCAGCAGAAGAGGAGGAGCAGCUUUCUGAGUUCACCAGCCUCUUCCAAGAAAUGGCAAACAGCCGGCGGGAUGUCAUGGCGGAGCAGGCUGAGGCAGCACCAGACACUUCUGUUCAGCUGGAAGAAGGGCGGAGGAGAAUCUGCACUGUGGAGGACGUGGAACUCCUCAGUCAGGAGGAAGUGGCCCCUGAUGAAGCCCCUGUUCAGCCCCAGCUGCCCCCAGCCACAGAAAACAUGUUGUCUGCUCCUCAAAAGACAGGAAAAAAUAGAAAACGGAAGAGAGGGAUUGAGCUUAAAGAAGUUCUCACCACAGAGGCAAAAGUCCUCAGAAUACCACUCGCUCCAACAGUGGAGGACACGGAGGAAUCGGAUGGAAAGCUGGACCAGAGGGGGCUCAUCAAAGAGGCCUUCGCCGGAGAUGACAUCAUCUCCGACUUCCUCAGGGACAAGAGGAAUCAGGAAGACGCAGGGAAGCCGAAGGUGGUGGACCUGACGCUCCCUGGAUGGGGCGAGUGGGGGGGCGGGGGCGUCAAGCCAUCCCGCAACAAACGGCGGAGGUUCCGGGUGAAGACGGCGCCGCCUCCGCCCAGGAAGGAUCAGCAUCUGCCCACUGUCAUUAUCUCAGAGAAGAGGAACAGCUCCAUCAGCCUCCACCAGGUGAACUCUCUGCCCUUCCCCUUCGAGAGCCACACUCAGUUCCAGAGCACGGUGCGCUCCCCCAUGGGCCGCACCUGGAACACGGAGCGCAUGGUGAAGAAGAUCACCAAGCCCAAGGUGGUCACCCAACUGGGCGCCAUCAUCAAGCCCAUGGCUCGGGAGGAGCUGAUGAAGGACGCCAGUAAUAAUAGUAGUGUGGACUCACUGAGAAGAAAACAUUAAGAACAAUAACUCUGAGUUGAUCAGAAGUGGAUGCGGUCGACAGUAUGGGAUGAUAGUCUGUUCAAAAUCUAUGAUGUAAGAAUUUUUCAGCAUUGAGGAAGCUGAAAUCAUGUGUACGACAAAUUGAAUUUUUCAUAUUGUGAUGAUCAAUUUUUAGACUUAAAAUAAAUUCCACCUGUGGAGUCACAAGCUCA
Molecule: messenger RNA, 2651 nt
Organism: Scophthalmus maximus (turbot)
Lineage: Eukaryota; Metazoa; Chordata; Actinopteri; Pleuronectiformes; Scophthalmidae
Exons: 1
Coding region: 88-2457 (789 amino acids)
Biological process (GO): rRNA processing
Cellular component (GO): nucleolus; small-subunit processome
Source: RefSeq, a predicted model, not a curated record